AUGACUUCUGGCGAGCAGAAGCUCAUUUGUCGCCGGCGCAAAGCGCAGAGAAGCUCACGAAGUGCAGCAAGAAUUCUGCCAGCUGACGGAUUGCAUUCACUAUCACGUCCAGGGACAGCAAAAACCAUCUCUGCAGACUGCGAGGAGCCGGUUCUACAGGAGAAAGUCAUCCACUCAGCGACGCAGUGCGCAUUCGCGACGUCGCAACUCGUCGCGUGCGCCCGAGUUGUCGCGCCAACGAUCGAAAGCAACGCGUGUCAAGAGCAACUCUUAACAAGUGCCGCUAAGCAGGUAUCGCAUGCGGUAACGGAAUUGCUGCAUGAUGCUGAAUAUGCUUGUGAACGAAGCCAUACUGGCGGUCGACAAUCGCUCACGGACAUCCAUGAAGCUGCCAGACAGGUGAAGGAUCGGGUUACGCAUGCCCUGGACAGCCUAUUGGAACAUGUGAAGACUUCACCAAAGAUCACGAGAACCACAGAGGAAGAGCAGUAUAAUGAAGUGUUGAGAACGACUCACAGAUUGAUCGCACACCAGGGUCCCAGCGAAGAUCUUACACGUGAGGCAAAGAAGGUCAUUCGACACAGUCAAAUUCUUAUGGAGCAGUUCGAACAUGAAGCGCAUGAGCAUCCUGAGCAAAAGGAUCGUCUAUUGGCUGCUGCUCGACGUGUCGCAACCGCCACCAGUGACAUGAUCAACGCCACAAGGGGAAUGCGAGUCACGACAACAGAAGCCGAAUCAGAAAUGGCCUUACGUAACGCCGCCGAACGACUGGUCACUGUAACAAAUGAGACGACCAGUGAGCAGCAGGCAAAACACAUUAUGGAGAAGCUGGAGCAAGCUGCUCGUCAAACGGCAUACGAGGCAACGCAGACGAUUGCAGCCGCCAACGCCGCCAAGGCUGAUCACUUCGAUCCGAGAAAGUCAGCAGGCCAAACGGCCAGCGAAAAGUUCCGCGCUCAAAGUCGUCUCAUACGCGAUGCACAUCAGAUUUUGGCACCAGCAACUCGUCUUGUGGAAGUGGCGCGUACAUCAGUGGCUCAUGAGCUCGACCAGGAAAUCCAAGACGUACAGAAGGCGGCACUUAUGAAACAACUAUCUCCACCGCGAGGAGCGACGUCUCAAUCUGCCACAUCGCAUCUGAUGUCGUCAGCGAGACAGGGAAUACGUCAUUUGACCGAACACGCUAACGUGCCAGUCAAUAGCAAUACGUAUUUCGGAUGUCUGGACACAAUGACUGAGCAGUCAAGACACCUUGGCGAGUCGAUGACCGGUAUCGCUCGAAACGCUAAAGCGAUGGAUACGCGGGCGCUGUGCACUAACGUCAGUACUGAGACUCGAGAAACGUGCACAUCUGCGGCGCAAUCACUCCGAUCGGCCACUGAGCAGCUCGAGAGUUAUGUGGAUAAUCCGGACUUUGCUGGUGUACCAGCCAGAAUAAGCCCUUCGGGUCGCGAUGCUCAGAUUCCCGUGCUCACCGCAACUAGGCAGAUGUUGGAUUCGAGCUGUGAGAUGAUUAGUACUGCAAAAGCACUGGCGUCAGCACCAAUGGAUGCGCCAACAUGGCAACGCCUUGCCGAUAAUAGCAAGGAGGUCAGCGAAUCCAUCAAACGAUUGGUGAGCUCGAUUCAUGCGGCCGCCCCAGGACAAGCCGAAAUGGAUAAAUGCAUUCGUCAACUGGAACAGCUAAUUGUGGAUGUGGAGCGAAGCUCUCUGGAUAUGAGCGGAGCUCAAAGCCAACCCUCAUCGUCAGCCACUGAGAAACGAAUCCACCAGUCGAUCCUGUGCUCUACUCAAAGUCUAGCUGAGAAGGUUGACGAACUGCGAUCGGCAGCAGUCUCCAGGGGCGAAGCUCUUCCGCACUGUGUCGAAGCUCACUGGGAAACCGUACAGCCACUUGCGUCAUCCGCGUGCGAAGCCGCGGCGAUCGCGCGCGAUAGUCGCCAGCAGGCAGAGCUAUUCGACAAGUGCCGCACUGUGGUGGAGGCCGAGCUGCAAAUGAUGUACGCAUGUCGUGACUCCGCAGGAAAUCCAAAGGCGAUAGAGGCACAUGCUCGUGUCGAUGAAGCGGCAGCACAACUGAAAGAUGCCCUCGAUGACAUGAGGAGUACUGUAAGCGCAAUCAGCAGCGAACAAGGAGUCAUCCAAGGAAUGGUUGAGACGAUCUCUCAUUCGAUUGCUGGCACCGACAUGAUGCACACUUCUUCCCAAGGAUCAUCGUUCGCCGAUGCGCAGACGAAAAUCAAUGCCUAUCUGGAGGAUAUUAGACGAACCGCUACCGACAUGCCAUAUUCAGAACCUCAAGCGCUGGGCAACAUGGCCUUGGCGCUGAGCGAGAAGUAUCGUUUAUUGGCUGAAGAGGCCAGACAGGCCGUAGCCAUGCUUCCAUCACCGAGUGUAGCUCAAAAACUCAAAGUAGCCGUGCAAAAACUCGGAACCUCAUGCAUCGACACGGUGAAGGUGGCUGGACAACGUCGUGCGCAUCCGACUGAUCAGCGCACUCAUCGCGAAUUAACGGACAACUCGCGUGUGGUAGUGGAGCGAGUAAACGCGGUGUUGGCAUCUCUACACGAAGGCUCCAAGGGCACUCAGGCUUGUAUCAACGCUGCCAAUACCGUAUCCGGAAUCAUCGGCGACCUGGACACGACGAUUCUUUUCGCCACCAGCGGAAGCCUGAACACCUACGAUCACGAGACUGGAGAGGGCACAUCUGGACCCUCCGGUGCCACACCGGAACAUUUGGCACGCGCCACAAAACGCGUCACCGACGCGACAACUCGUCUUGCUGGUGCGGCACAGACGCUUCAGCAGAGCGAUGUGAUAGCUGCGGCUAAUCUAGCCAGAGCUGCUGUCAGCGAGCUGCUGAUUGUGUCUCGUGCAGCGGCCGCAGACGCCGACACUGCUGAGGCCAGAUAUAGAACGCUUGAUUCUGGACGCGAUGUUGCUGCUCAGGUUCGUGGUCUUCUUGUCGCCUUGCACACGGUUCUGGCGCGAAAUGCUGACCCGUCAUCGCGCCAGCUGCUUCUUGAUGCGUCACGCGGAGUAGCACGAGCUGUGAAGGACCUCAUCGGAUGUAGCGAACUGCUGAAGAGUGAUACAUGGGCGGACCACUCCGAUCCGACGGUGGUGGCUGAAAACGAAUUGAUGGGAGCAGCAAGUUCGAUAGAAGCUGCAGCAGUGAAAUUGGCUGAGCUUCGUCCACGAGUACAACCGAAAACCGAUGAGAAUUUAGCCUUCGAUGAGCAGAUUCUCAGCGCAGCCAAAUCGAUCACGGCUGCUGUUCAGACGCUGGUGAAAGCCGCGUCAUCGGCUCAACGUGAGCUCAUCGCUCAAGGCCGUCUCGAGUCGCAUCCACAACAGCACAGUGAAGACUACCAGUGGUCUGAGGGGUUGAUCAGCGCUGCUCGUUUCGUUGUUGCCGCUGUUCAUCAGCUUUGUGAAGCAGCAAAUGCUCUCGUCCAAGGUCAAGCAAGUGAGGAGAAGCUCAUUUCGGCUGCGAAGCAGGUGGCAGCAUCAACUGCUCAACUGCUCGUUGCUUGUAAUGUCAAGGCCGAUAUGGACAGCCAAGCAAGACGACGACUUCAAGCUGCAGGACACGCUGUCAAGACGGCCACUGAGCGCCUUGUCACUUCGGCUCGACAGAACGUGGUUGAGGACGAGCGCAACAUUGUCAUUUCAGACCGACUUGUCACUGGCAUUGCUCAGGUGAUGGACGCUCAAGAACAAGUCCUCCGCAAGGAGAAAGAGCUCGUUCAUGCAAGAGAACGUCUCGCGAAUCUGAACAAGGCUCGAUAUGAUCGCGGAGCUUCACCUGAGCAGUAG
Molecule: messenger RNA, 3819 nt
Organism: Ostertagia ostertagi
Lineage: Eukaryota; Metazoa; Nematoda; Chromadorea; Rhabditida; Trichostrongylidae
Source: the annotation of a GenBank genome assembly